Messenger RNA from Anopheles stephensi (Asian malaria mosquito), 2591 nucleotides. Its product is annotated as dynein regulatory complex protein 10-like. The coding region runs from base 1308 to 2549 and encodes 413 amino acids. Lineage: Eukaryota; Metazoa; Arthropoda; Insecta; Diptera; Culicidae. The transcript has 5 exons. The record is from RefSeq and is a predicted model, not a curated record.
GAGCUGCAGUUGGUGUUGUCCUGUGUCUAGACCAAUGGAGAGUUUCGAUUCCAUCCUCAAUUUCAAGCCUAAGUCUGCGUUAAAGGAAGAUGUAGAUUUUACACUACAGAAAGAACGUAUCAAGGAAGCUUUUGAGGAACUUUCGACUGAUUUGGGAGUUUUGGUAAGAGUAGAAGCUUAUCUGCGGAAGCAAGCUAAGGAUGGAGAAGAAGCUUGGAAGCAAUUAGUUGACACUGCGAUGAAACGAAAUGGGUAUUCAUAUUUUCAAAAUUUGCUGAAAGAUCUGGACAAAAAGGCAAACCCAAACCAAUCGGCUGGAAGUUCGGCAAACGAUCCAACGACUCUGCUUUUGCGAGAUACAAAAAAACAUGUCCAAGCCAUCAGCGAAAAGUCACUACUACGUCCUCCAAGUCCACCGAUUAUGAUCAAGAACCGUGCCGAGCAUGAAACUUUCCGCUGGAAACGCGUAAUAGCUCUGCAGGAAAGUAGGAUAGAGUCACUGAACCGCAAGAUCGAAGAAUUCGAACGUAAAAUUAACGACCGAACGCUUCAGCGUCGGAGACUUCAGCAACGGAGCGAAUCGGAAAAGCAAGAUCAGUUGAACGCCUCGCAACACAUUCUGGUGGAGAUGAAACUGGAAGGUGAUGGGGUUGUCCAGCGACUACAGGACCAACUUGCCAGCCAACCAGAUGUAGAAAUCACACCGGAAUAUCUGUCCCAGCUCGACAAGCACGAGCUUAAAAGGAAGCGAAUUGCCAAGAUGGAAGUGCAGCUGCAGUUGUGGAUUAAAAAGUACGACAAAUUUAUUGGUGAACCUAUGCCUACUUUGCUAGCUCUUGAAGAACGGAUGGCAGGGCUCGAAGAGUGGCGGGAGACCGUACUUCGACCACAGGAAGACCAAUUGCUUCAAUUGCGCGAACAGAUUGGUGCAUUUGAGGCGGUUGCUUUGGAAGAAAAAAUUGAGGAAAUGCGUAAGCUGCAUGCGGUACGCGUUCUUCAGCGUGCUUUGAAGCGCACACUUGAAAUAAAACAUGCAAAGAAAAAGGGUAAAAAAUCAAAAAAAGGGAAAGGAAAAAAGUGAAUCUAGGAUCGGGGAAUAGAUUGCUUGUGUUCUGGUCAAAUUCUAGCCAAAUUCAAAGUAUUGAUGUGCGCCGUUUCAACACGCAUGAACCGUUGCUAUGACGCCUGUCCAGUUGCUAUGACGGCUGCUAUGGAAUUUAUUUUUUCCAACUAUUGAUAAACUCGCCCUCGCUCACUAGAGGAUCUUCAUUCUUGUCCGUUGGGAGCAGAGGAAACAUCUUAAAAAUAUGGGAGAUAGUUUUGAGGCGGUCUGUGCCGGUGAUUCUGAAGAAGAUGUGGCGGCAGUGAAGGCUAUGGUGGAGAAGAUAACGUCCGAAAUAAUGGCCCACGGCGAAGAGGAGUACGAUUCGUACGAUCCGGAAAGCUUGCAGAAGGUGGAGUUCAACAUUCAAAUCAAUCGUGUAGGAAUGAUCCUGGGGGAAAUGACCCAAACGCUUGAGGUGCUGUUCUGCUUACCGGUAAUCUGCCAAAACGAAGCAUUGCUGGACGCCUGUUUCGAUGAGGACGAUAAGAACGUUAUAAAGUUCCUCAGCCAGUACAUCUCUUCGAACACCUCGUCCUCGAUGACUAAGGACGAAAUUGAUGUGGAGCAGUUAAAAGUUCCCUCAGGACAACUGAUUGAGUUGGCGUCCCUUCUCGCGAAAAAGGAACUUCACGCCGCAACGAUUGGACACGUAAAGCAGCUUCCAGGCGUUUAUCGGCGCUUUCUUUCCAACAUUCGAGAGUUUCGCAAGUUUACGAUCAACAAGAUGAAACUGACGGCCCAGAAGGAUCUAGCCAAGGAGAAGAUUCUGCACCGUUUGUGGACGCGCAACGAACGCAAUAAGAAAGAGAUCCGAAAAAUCGAGGACAUCCUCGUAAUGAAGAAGGAAAAGUUGGAAGAAUCCGUGCAGGAAAAGUACGCCGUGAUUGAGCGGUACCGCAAGGAGUUGGAUGAACUGGGCGAGAAAAGUCGAGAUAAUAUUAUAAAGUUCAUGGAUGAUUCCGAUCGCCAAAUGUUCCAUUACUUCGAGAGAAGUGAUCAGCGGUACGAGAACUUGCUCGAGGAAGCGGCUGGUACGUUGAAGAGCUACCAGCAGCAACUGCAGGAAGAUUUGACGGUAGAGAAAACGAAUCGUUUGAAGAAGCUGAAGCUUACCAACCAGCUUCAAUCAUGGCUGCACAAGUACGAUAAGGAUGCUGGCGAGAGGACACACGAGCUGAAGGAGUUGGUGGCUAAGCUAAACACUCGCCAGCAGGAGUACAACCGUUGGAAGCACAACAUUUUUGAUCCCCAGGAGAAGAAAUACUUCGAUGCGAUGGAAGAAAAACGGCAGAUCGAGAUCCGUGAGCAAGAGGAACGAAUUGAAGCAUUCAUGAUGAACCGGGCAGCCAAGGUACUGCAACGUAUGUGGCGUUCGGUAGCCGAGCGGAAACGCAAGAUGCGUGGUAAAGGGCGCGGCCGCAAGGGAAAAGGAAAGCGAAAGUAAAGUUUCACCAAGCUUGGAUGUGUGCACUUUUCGUCAGGUAAA